AAUAUCUUAAGUACUAUACAGAGUCGGGAAAACUUAUGUUUAUUGUCAAAUUAAUGUUUUAAGCUACGGGAAAACGAGAAAAGCAUGAGAGCAAUCAAAUUUAAAUAGCUAGAGGGAAAAAUUGGAAUGAAUGAAACUAGGGGAAGAAAGAAAAAAUAUAUUUAUUUAUACGCCAAUAUUUCAAUAAACGUCUUUGGAAUUGGAUUACAUUUGAAAUGUCCUAUGGUUAUUUGAACGAUAACCAAUACUCGUCCUCUCAAAUUAACUCAUCUGAGCAAAAACUAUCACACCAGCCGAUUGAAUCGCAACAAACAUCUUUAUCAACGACUUUUAAUCGAUACCGCCCAACGUUUUACUGUUUCAAAAGUUCGCCAGCAUCAUCGGGAUUACAAGCCCCAAACAUUAGAGUACCUAUAAACAAUUUAAUCAGAGAAACUACAGAAGUAGGAAUAAAUACAUCAAGCGAUUGUUCUUGUUUAUCAUGCAGUUACGGAAACAAUCGACCUCCUCAAUAUCAAACUCCAGCUUUACCAUCAAGUUUGCCUCAUUCACCAUGGCAACAGCAAAGUUCUUAUCCUUCACCACAUGGACAAGGGGGAAGUCAAUAUUAUCAACAGCAGCAGUCUUUUUCACAAAUGCCAGCCAUUACAGAAAGACAUAGUAACAGCGACGCUUUAUUUUCAAAUAGAUACUUACCAAAUACUGAAGAAAGACAUGAACCAAUUCCGCUAGACCCCCGUGAAUGGAGUUCUAAUGAUGUUCUAAGGUGGGUUCAAUGGGGUUGUGCAACAUUUAAGUUACGAAACCUAUGUAUAGAACGUUUCCAAAUGAACGGGAAAGCGUUGUGCUUAAUGGACCUUAGCAUGUUUUUGUAUCGGGUUCCAGACGGAGGAGAAAGAUUGUAUCAUGACUUCCAAAGUCGACUACAAAGAGCAUUAUGUCAAGAUAAAUUCAGGUGACACAAAUUUAUAUAAUCUACUCCGAAUUUAUAAGAUAUCAAACUUGUUUUCAGCUGUUUGCAAAUUGAUACAUGACUCGUUAAAUCAAAAGAAAACUAUGAACAAUGCAUAUAUGAAAUUAAAGUUAUUCAAAGCAAACGAAGAAUCAAAAAUUUUCACACAAGUUUUACGAAGCUUAAGAAAAGAAAAAAAAACACGAAAAUAUUUUCAAAUUUUUUCGUCAUUAAAUGUUAUUUAUUUUGUAUUUUAAAAUGCCUCAAAAAUAUUGAAAGUUAUUUCUGAACACAAAGUAUUAUUUAUGAAUGUAAUUUAUUUCAAAAAGAUUUAUUUAAUAGAAUUUGCAAUUUUUAUUUUAUUCUCGAGUUCUUGAUGAAAGUUGUUUACUAAUUUUACAAUUAUUAAAAGUUGAGAAUUCUGCAGUAGCGUUUUCAUGACGUAACUUCAGUAGUUGACGUAACUUUAGUUGUUGACGUAACUUCAGCAGUUGACGUAACUUUCUUAGUUGCAAUUUGAAUUUUCUUUUUUUUUUUAUCAGUAAAUAUUCUAAUAAAAACAAGUUUUUUUGUUUUUUUUAUAUUUUCAACUACUUUUUUGUUAUUGCUAAUAUUAUACGUAUUUUAUUAUAAACUUUAGAGAAAUAUUUUUUAUUAUUCUUUUUUUGGUUUUGUAUAUUCGUUGUGCUGAGGCAGCGAGACAUCAAUGAAUUGAAUUAUUUAUAUUUUUCAAAGCAUUUUUUUUUUGUACAAAUAUAAAGGUACUUAUCGGGUUUUUUUGGGUAAAAUUUUUAUAGAUUUGUUAUUGGUUUAUUUGAAUUUAAAGAAUACUAUAAUGAGUUUGAACCCCCUGAAGCAAUAAUUUUGUAAAGAGUUUUUAAACUAAGUUACAUACCCUGCUGUUAUAGUAUCUUAAAUAAUAGUUUAAAAAACUGAAAUCCCCCCGCUAUAAGAUAAUAGUUUAAAGAGUAAUAUAAUUGAACCACGAGUAAUUUAAAAAAUGAAUAAUUUAUUAUCACGGACUUUUUUUUAAGGCUGAAAAUAUUUGAGUUUAUAUAAAAAACGUUUUGUAAUAUACAUGCAUAUAUAUUUAUAUAUAAGAAGAAUUACGAGAAAAGCAGAUUAAUCCAUUGUUGA
Molecule: messenger RNA, 2089 nt
Organism: Hydra vulgaris (swiftwater hydra)
Lineage: Eukaryota; Metazoa; Cnidaria; Hydrozoa; Anthoathecata; Hydridae
Product: transforming protein p68/c-ets-1
Molecular function (GO): sequence-specific DNA binding
Source: RefSeq, a predicted model, not a curated record